AUGUUAAAUUUAUAAACUGUUUUAAAGGGAUUUGAUGAAAAUGGUUUAAAAUAAGACAGGUAUUGUAAUUAAGAUGAAAUUUUGAAUAAAUUGGAUAAUAUGGGUAGGAGAGAAUUUGAUCGUGAGAUUGCUUAAUAGAUAUUUGAGUAAUGUCGUCCAACAUAAUAAAAUUUGAAAUUUGUAUACAGACUAGCAGAUAUUAGUUAAACAUUGGUAGAUGCUAGUUUAAUAUUGAGUGAAAAGAUAAAGAAGGCAGAAUAGUAAUUAAAGUUAAUUUGUUAAAACAAAGCAAUUUGCGAGAAAUAAUUAUCUGAAACAUGUAUAUUUUAUAUUAAUCAUUAGCUGUUUAUUCAGAUACAAGAUAUUUAUUUUUGACAAUAUUGUCUGCUAAAAAUAUACCUUUAAAGUUAAAAUACACAAAUUGUUACUUAUAAUUAACUUUGGGUGUUACAAAUUAAAUAGCAAAGCCAGAAUAAUAAUAUGAUAGAGUAAAUCCAGAAUUUAAUUAAGAUUUUGAAUUGUAAUGAAAUAAUUGUUAAAGUUAAUUUUAAGUUCAAUUCCUCCAUUGAUAACAUCACUUUUGAUUUAGUUUUACAUUUAGACUAAUUCUGCAUCAACAACUGUAUGGGGAUAAGCAUAAUUACAAAUUCAAUAAAUAGAUGAUUAAGCAGUAAAAGAAAUGGAGUUAUAAUUGAAAGAUCCAUAAGGAAGAGAACUUGGUUCUACUAUAGAAUUAGAAGCUUAGAUAGUAUUAAAUAAAGUAUAAUUUAAUAAAAAUAGUUAGCAUUAAUAUUUACAAACUUAACUUUAAAAAUUCGAUUCAAAAAUAUAUACUUUGGAAAAUGAUUUGAAUGAGUAUAGAACAGAUUUAGAUGUUGUUGAAAGACCAUUUAAAAUAAAAUUAGUUAAAGAAUAAAGUUUUAAAUAAUAAAAGAAUGAUUCGUUUGAAUAAUUUAAUUAAGAGUAAGAUUAAAUAAAUGAAAUUGAUUAAUAACAUCCAAUUUAAUAAUAGGUUCCUGAACAUAAUUAAUAAUUAUUAUCUGUAUUAUAAUCAGAAAAACACUUAGAGUAAUUUGAUGAAACACCAGAUGCUCCUGAAAUUUUGUAACAUGGUGUUAUAAUAUUCACUAUUUAUGGUUUAAUAACAUUAUUUGUUUGUUCUGCUAAACCAUCAUUUUUAGAUGUCAUUAUUCAAUUAUUAUUAAAGGUUUUAGUUUGUCAUGGUCUUAUGUUUACUAUAUUUAUGGAUAGAUUUGAACCAUUCCAUUUGAAACUAGUUGGAGGAGGUUUAGUUGCUUCAAUAUUUUAUGAUAUUUUAUGGAUGAAAUAAUACCAUGUAUGUAUGAAAGAUCUCAUUUCUAGUUAUGGUGGUAAAGUGAUGAUCAAAAUAAUCCAGAAUGGGGAUUGAAAGCACUUUCCUUUUUAAGAUUUGUUUUAAUCUUUACUUACAUUUAAUUCUUAUACAAAGUAUUCUAAUAUUUAUCUUAUUUCUAGUUUAUUGUCUGUUACUAUUUAUAUUAAUUUCAUAGAGAAUCUAUUGACCCCACUAAAAGAUAUAUCUUUACAAUUUGGAGAAUACAAUACAAAGUAGGUAAAAGUAGAGAUAGUCUAUACUUAUAAUGA
Molecule: messenger RNA, 1623 nt
Organism: Paramecium sonneborni
Lineage: Eukaryota; Ciliophora; Oligohymenophorea; Peniculida; Parameciidae
Source: the annotation of a GenBank genome assembly